AAGGUUGCGGUGCCUACGCCGACUGUGUGCCAUUGAGACUCAUUGAGCACUUGUCAGUUAUUUGCUUUGGAUUUUAUUGCGAACGUAUGGUUUGCUUGUCGGAUACUCCAUCUUGUUUCAGACUUUCCUACCGUAAAGGAGCAAGAAUCACUUUUCUGUUUACUUUUUCAGUUUUAUGCCGUAUAGCGACACAGAUUUCCCUAGGUUGUGAUUGCAUAGACUAUAUUUGUGGUGGCAAAUACGCGACUCUUUUGCGGACACGAAGAAAGUCAAGAAACAUGGUUGCACAGCAGACUUUUACGGAACAACAGAUCGGAGAUUUCCAGGAGGCGUUUUCUCUGUUCGACAACAAAGGAGAUGGCAAGAUCUUUGCGGGACAGUUGGGAGAGGUCCUGAGAGCUCUCGGUCAGAAUCCAACCGAGGCUGAAGUACGGAAAUAUCAGCAGCAAUAUAAAUCUGACCAGAGGAUUAGCUUCGAUGUGUUUCUCCCGAUUUUACAUGAGUUCUCCCGUUCGAAGGAGCCCUACAGCUACGACUCGUUCAUUGAAGGUCUGCGUCAUUUUGAUACGGAAGGGAAUGGUCUGAUCAAGACAUCGGAAUUGCGCCACUUGCUGACUACGCUUGGAGAUAAGCUGAGUGAAGAUGAGUUUAAAGAUCUUAUUACUGGUCACGAAGACAGCAAUGGGAACAUCAAUUAUGAGGACUUCAUCAAAAACUUGAUGAGCGCCUAAAGGCUGUGUUGCGGCCGACCUUUGUUCUGUAUAUUUAUCCCCUGUUAUUCUUUCUUCCAGUUUUUUUGUUUCUGUUUCCUUCUAACCAUACACCUAAAGCUUUAAACAUUUCGAAGUAAUUUGCGUUUUUUGGAUCGUUCAUGUUUGCGUUGUUCUAAUUGUGGUUGGCAGUAUCACAUGGCUGGUAUUUGAACAUUCCUCACGUCGGCAUGCAAAAGCUUUAAUACAAUAAGAUCUGUCUG
Molecule: messenger RNA, 973 nt
Organism: Paramacrobiotus metropolitanus
Lineage: Eukaryota; Metazoa; Tardigrada; Eutardigrada; Parachela; Macrobiotidae
Product: myosin-2 essential light chain-like
Exons: 2
Coding region: 87-731 (214 amino acids)
Cellular component (GO): myosin II complex
Molecular function (GO): calcium ion binding
Source: RefSeq, a predicted model, not a curated record